Messenger RNA from Aspergillus caelatus, 1186 nucleotides. RefSeq names its product mitochondrial carrier domain-containing protein. Gene Ontology annotation, biological process: mitochondrial phosphate ion transmembrane transport. Bases 92 to 1039 code for a protein of 315 amino acids. Gene Ontology annotation, molecular function: phosphate transmembrane transporter activity. The transcript has 5 exons. Gene Ontology annotation, cellular component: mitochondrial inner membrane. The record is from RefSeq and is a predicted model, not a curated record. NCBI's taxonomy places the organism in Eukaryota, Fungi, Ascomycota, Eurotiomycetes, Eurotiales, Aspergillaceae.
AGCUUCUGCUUCAUUCAGGUGUAUUAUUCCCCUUUCCCCCCCCCAACCACUACUCCACCCCUCCACUAUCCUUUCAUAUCAUACCGGCAAGAUGAGCGCUACGACAGCCGUGCCCGUUGGGACCAAAUCUGAGCCUCAGAAGCUGACCGGCUUGAACCUCUAUUCGCGAUUCGCUUUCGCCGGUGCCGUCUGCUGUUCCGUCACUCACGGAGGUCUCACUCCCGUCGAUGUCGUCAAGACCCGUAUCCAGCUCGACCCGGUCACCUACAACCGCGGCCUAAUCGGUGGCUUCCGCCAGGUCAUUCAGAAUGAAGGCGCCGGCGCCCUUUUAACCGGUGCCGGUCCUACCUUUGCCGGUUACUUCCUGCAGGGCGCGCUGAAGUUCGGUGGUUAUGAAUUCUUCAAACAGCAGUCCAUCAACACUAUCGGCUAUGAGAAUGCCAGAAACAACCGGAUCGCUGUCUACUGUGUUUCGUCUGCUUUUGCUGAGUUCUUCGCCGAUAUUGCCCUCUGUCCGCUUGAGGCUACCCGUAUCCGUUUGGUGUCGGAACCUACCUUUGCCAGUGGUCUUGUCUCUGGCUUUGGUAAGAUUGCUCGCCAGGAGGGCCUUGCUGGUUUUUACUCUGGCUUUGGACCUAUUCUUUUCAAGCAGGUCCCAUACACCAUGUCCAAGUUCGUUGUCUACGAAAAGGUCGCCGAGUUCGCCUACACCAACUUCUUCGAUAAGGAGAAGACCAGCGACGGCAUGCAGACUACCAUCAACCUUGGUUCUGGGUUGAUUGCCGGUUUCGCCGCUGCGAUUGUUUCUCAGCCUGCCGACACUAUGCUUUCCAAGAUUAACAAGACCAAGGGUCUCCCCGGCGAGGGCACGACUAGUAGACUGAUUAAGAUCGCUAAGGAGCUUGGUCUGCGUGGUUCUUUUAGCGGUAUCGGCGCCCGUCUCGUCAUGGUUGGUGCUUUGACUGCUGGACAGUUCGCUAUCUACGGUGAUCUCAAGAAGGCUAUGGGCGCUGUUGGAGGUGUCGAGAUCGCGAAAUAGAUGACCGCGACCGAUGAGGUGUUGUAGAACGAUGUACAUCAAUAGAGCAUAGAGGUACUCGGGGGUAUCUGAAUCUACUAUAGACGCAUGUACAUAACCAUUCUCAAAUUGUAUCUAUUUUAAGAGAGCUUCGAACUUUGCGAAAUG